AUGGCUAGGCUCCCUGGGGGUGGGGGACUCGACGCCGACUGCCUCGAAGGGGUUGGAACGGGAGACGCACGCCGUGGAGAUUUGCAGAUCGCUGUGUCCAACUGCGGCGUCGACUGGUCCACUGGCUCAUUAUUGGAUAUUGAUACAGUGUUCAACGUGAGGACAAACCAAUAUUCGCACAGCAACUUCACCAGGAGGAUAACGUCGCAUAGCAACUCGCCAGUAAAUGUCACUGGAAGGAUUAUAACGUCGCAUAGCAACCCGUCAGUAAAUGUCAACGAAAGGAAAACGUCGCAUAGCAACCCGUCAGUAAAUGUGACAGCGAGGAAAAGAUCAAAUAGCAAUGCGGAUGUAAUUCUAACGGAACUGCCAGUUCCCGAAGCAUUUUCCGAGUCAGGAUUUUAUGGAGACAGAAGAAUACUGAAGUACCGAUGGUUUUUUAAGCCAAAUAAAACCAGACAUUUCCAGUUAGAUCAUCGGUUCUUGAAAGGUUCUGCCAAAGCGUGCACAUUCAACGAGCGACAUCAGCUGGGUGUGUUAGUGAUGACAAUGCAUCGCAUGGAGUCACAAAGACAGGCGAUUCGUAAUACCUGGGGUAGUGUGUCUACCCUGGGUACAUGGCCAGGGUCAAUAGAGAAAUUUUCUAUUAAAUUACUUUUCGUCUUAGGUGUUAGUAAAAACGAUUCCUUAAACAUCGCGAUCUCCAAGGAAGCAGAGGGAAGGGGAGACUUGAUCAUAGCAGAAUUUGACGAAAGCUACUACAACUUGACACGCAAAGUCUUGAUGGGGUUCAAGUGGAUUAGAGAGUUCUGCCCCACAGCCAAGUACGUCAUGAAAGUUGACGAGGACACGUAUCUAAACAUCCCAAAGUUUGUAGCGCUGAUGAAUUCACGAAAAUGGGACAAUCUCAUAUAUGGCCCAUACUUUGUGACUUCCCCUGUAGAGAGAGGCGGAAAGUACAUGGUGCCAAAAGAAGCGUAUCCAAUAGUCGUGUAUCCGCCGCACGUUAAGGGAAACCUGUACGUCAUGCCCACUGAUGCUGCAAUGAAGAUCUUAGCCGUGUCUGAAUACAUGCCAUACGUAAGUAUGGAGGACACGCAUGUGACAGGAAUACUGGCUAAAAUAUUCAAUUUCAGACACGUUGGAGUAUCUCCAGGACUCUAUUAUUUAAGUAAACCUGCCACGCCGUGUCAGCUUGCAAAUGGGAAUAAGAUGAUUUCACAACAAAUAUUUAAUCAAACAUUUUACGCAAUAUGGAGUCGAGUUCAAGACCCUUCGUUAUGCGAAGCUGUCCAAUCAAAGUCAUUGUAACAGCUUCCUUGUGUCCUCUUGCCCAAUUACAGUCAUUGUAUCAGCUUCAUUGUGUCCAGUUGUCCAAUUAAAGUCACUGUAACAGUUUCCUAAAGGGCAAAAUCAGGAUUUUGUAACAUUGUAGGGGCGGUUGGUGGGAUACAAAAAUGAUUAAAGACUUCGUCGAGUUUGUUGUAGCAAAUGAGCCGAUCUCCCAAAGGAUUGAGACUUGUAGAUGCCAAGAGACACGAUUUUAGGGCAAAAGUUG
This is a messenger RNA of Gigantopelta aegis, 1558 nucleotides long. RefSeq names its product UDP-GalNAc:beta-1,3-N-acetylgalactosaminyltransferase 1-like. The transcript has 2 exons. The record is from RefSeq and is a predicted model, not a curated record. NCBI's taxonomy places the organism in Eukaryota, Metazoa, Mollusca, Gastropoda, Neomphalida, Peltospiridae. Gene Ontology annotation, molecular function: hexosyltransferase activity. Gene Ontology annotation, cellular component: membrane. The coding region runs from base 1 to 1311 and encodes 436 amino acids.